AUGCGGGGCCGGUUGCUGUGGGGGGCGGUGCGCUGCUUCUGGCCCCGCCGGGCGCCGGGCCCGACCCGCCGGCCUCUGAGCUGCGGGAGCCGCCCACUCGAGCAGCUGUUCGCCCGCGACGGGCCACUGCGGACCUUCCUCGAACGCCAGGAAGGGUCUGCAGCGGGGCCGAAGCUGGCGGAGGUGGCCAGACUGUUGAGCGAGAAGGAGCAGGAGCUGCGGGAGACCGAGAGCUUGCUGCACGAUGAAAAUGAAGACAUAAGGAAACUUGCAGAGAAUGAAAUUACUUUGUAUCAAAAAGAAAUAGCGCAACUGAAACAUCAGAUUAUCUUCCUCUUGGUUCCCUCAGAAGAAACAGAUGAAAAUGAUCUGAUCUUGGAGGUAACCGCCGGAGUAGGGGGUCAGGAGGCAAUGCUGUUCACUGCAGAGAUAUUUGAAAUGUAUCAGCAGUAUGCUGCAUUUAAAAGGUGGCACUUUGAACCUCUGGAGUAUGUCCCAAGUGAAAUAGGUGGCCUGAGACAUGCAUCUGCCAGCAUUGGGGGUGCAGGGGCCUACGAGCUCCUGAAACACGAAGGCGGCGUGCACCGAGUGCAGAGAGUGCCAGAGACCGAGAGGCAGGGCCGCGUCCACACGAGCACCAUGACCGUCGCUGUGCUGCCCCAGCCCACGGAGAUUAACCUAGUGAUUAACCCUAAAGACCUGAGGAUCGACACCAAGCGAGCCAGUGGAGCUGGGGGCCAGCACGUGAACACCACAGACAGCGCUGUCCGGAUCGUGCACCUUCCCACAGGUACCAUUUCUGAAUGCCAGCAAGAGCGGUCCCAGCUGAAGAACAGAGAGCUGGCGAUGCGGAGGCUCCGUGCGAAGCUGUACAGCAUGCACCUGGACGAAGAGACCAGCAAAAGGUACCAGGCCAGGAAGAUUCAGGUUGGAACUAAAGGAAGGUCAGAGAAAAUAAGGACAUACAACUUUCCACAGAACCGAGUCACAGAUCACAGAAUAAGCAAGUCCCUGCAUGACCUUGAUAGAUUUAUGCGAGGAGAGGAUCUACUGGACGAACUAGUUCAGUCACUGAAGGAGUAUGCAGAUUACGAAGCUUUAGUAGAAGUUAUUUCCCCAAAAGUUUAAGUUGACUUUUUAAAACCUUACUAAAAGAUGUAUAGCAAAUCACACUGUAUAAAUAUUCUCAUCAAUAUUCUUUGGCAAACUUAUAUGAACCUCUCAAUGUAUUAGUACAAAAAGAAUAUCAUGACUGAUUGUAAAUCCUUUUAAGUAGACAAAGUAAAUAAGUAGACAAAGAA
Molecule: messenger RNA, 1301 nt
Organism: Echinops telfairi (small Madagascar hedgehog)
Lineage: Eukaryota; Metazoa; Chordata; Mammalia; Afrosoricida; Tenrecidae
Gene: MTRF1L
Product: mitochondrial translation release factor 1 like
Exons: 7
Coding region: 1-1128 (375 amino acids)
Biological process (GO): translational termination
Molecular function (GO): translation release factor activity
Source: RefSeq, a predicted model, not a curated record